AUGUCUAGGCUUGCAUUUCGCCAGUGUGAUGCAUGUAAAGAAGCGUGGCCUUCUUUGCGGUUGCACCAGAGCAGUCGGCAGUGUUAUCGUUGCCACCGAGACAGAGAGACACCUAAACUGUUUUCACGUGAAAAUGAAAUGGUUCCCGAUGCCGUUCCCGGUUGUCUUCUCUCGUCGACCGUAGUCGAAGAGCUGCUUAUUGCUCGAGUAAUGCCUAUGAUGAACAUGUAUAUUCUCCGGGGAGGUCGGCUUGGUUACAGCGGACAUGUCAUCAACAUGGCUCAAGACGUCCAAUCGAUAGUAACUACUUUACCUCGCCUUGCUUCUUCAAUAAGUGUUGUUGUCGUACGACGUCGUUUUAGUACGGGUUCUCACAGAGACUUUCGCGUCAAACGCGAAAAGGUGUGGAGAGCUUUGUCUUGCCUACCCGAAGACGGUGAACUGGCCGGUCUGCGUGUGAUUGAAGAUGACAGUUUGUUUUCUGCUACAUCUACAGAUAAUCAGACUAUAGUUGGAAGUGAAAGCGAAGAAGAUUUCGAACUACCCACUUACCGCACUGUACUUCCGGCGGCAAGAAUUCAGCGUUCAGAGAAAAAUGCUAUCAGCAGGGCAGUCGAGUUACGUGGCAGUAAAGGUAGCCAGAAAGCCAACGAUGUUCAUCUCGCCAACUUGACUUGUGUCGAUUGGCCCGACAUUUCUAGAGAUCCAGUCGAUGAGUUCGAGUCCGAAGGCUACUUUACUCGUGCUUUUCCGACGCUCUUUCCGACCGGCGUGGGAGAAUUUCUUGCUCCACGUCAACGAAGUGUAAGACUGGGCCAGUACUUCAAGCACUCGAUGCGACACUACGAUGGUCGGUUCGCACGACAUCCUCGAUUUCGAUAUUUUGCAUUGAAUACGAUGAUGCGGUGGAGAGCGCUCGAAACUGGUCGAAUCUACGUGCGUCAAAAUGUUGGUGAUGCUCAGAUUUCGGUGCGACAACUGAGAACAAUGGCCAGCAGUGAUGACGAUGACUGGUCAUUAGCCAACCGUGUCAUUCGAUUUGGUCGAAUACUACAUGGUACCAGACAGUAUUGGGCGACACAAAGAGCCAACUUACGCGCCAUGCAAGAAACGUUAGGAAUGCCCACGGUUUUCUUUACUCUCAGCGCAGCAGACCUACACUGGCCCGAGCUGUAUGAUCUGUUAAAGUAUUACAAACCUUAA
Corticium candelabrum is the source of this 1203-nucleotide messenger RNA. RefSeq lists its product as uncharacterized. The transcript is spliced from 2 exons. The coding region runs from base 1 to 1203 and encodes 400 amino acids. Lineage: Eukaryota; Metazoa; Porifera; Homoscleromorpha; Homosclerophorida; Plakinidae. The record is from RefSeq and is a predicted model, not a curated record.